Messenger RNA from Psilocybe cubensis, 1140 nucleotides. Its product is annotated as putative velvet family sexual development regulator. The record is from RefSeq and is a predicted model, not a curated record. NCBI's taxonomy places the organism in Eukaryota, Fungi, Basidiomycota, Agaricomycetes, Agaricales, Agrocybaceae. The transcript is spliced from 6 exons. The coding region runs from base 1 to 1140 and encodes 379 amino acids.
AUGUAUUCCCAGUACCAACUCAACACCCAACCACUUGCAUCGAGCUCUCAGCCUCAGGCUGCACCGUCGACCUCGUAUACUAGUACUAGGCAACAUAACUCGGGGCUUCCAUCCCCUUUGUUGUCCCCCCCUUCAGGAAGGGCGGUGCUUCAUCCAGAGAGAGGGACAGCUCUCAUUGGGCGCCCAAUAUAUUUUCAAUCGGGCCCCUAUGUCGGCCGAACCAUACGCACGGAACUUCAUGAAAUUCAAAAAGCUGAUCUUGGUCGAAAAUACGCGAGGGUCGAUCGACGGCCUCUCGAUCCCCCACCCGUAGUUUUGCUCAAGAUGUUCGAGGUGCACAACGCUGGUACUGAUAGAGAACAAGAAGAAGAAAUGGAAUACGAUGAUGUCCAAGUCCUUGGGUUACUCUGCACAGUAGAUUUGUUUCCGGUACCUGGUCCGGAUUCAUUAGCCGAGCAUACGAGCCCCCGUCACAGUGGCAAAACAUCCUCGGCUCCCGCGACACAUAGCAGAUUUGUGUCUUCAUCUCCUUCACCAUCUUCACCAUCAGGUUCGCCUUAUGGUCAACAAUCUCAACAGACACAUGGAUACACUCAUAGCCCCACUCCUGGCGCCUCUUCUUCGUAUAGCCGAUUUUCAAAGGGCCUUCCAAGUCACUUUUCUGGAUAUAUGAUGCCUUCAGAUGCAUCCACGGAUAUAGUUCACUAUGUGGAUGGUUAUCCGAUUACUGAAAAUUCGAAGCAAACACAAGCGCUUGUGGGUGCGACCUUUGUACAACCAGUGGUAAUGGAUUACCAGGGCAGCAAGGCGAUAAUAUUUGUCUUCGCUGAUCUGGCUGUCAAGAUUGAAGGUUACUUCAUCCUCCGCUAUCGCGCCUUCGAUAUUUUUGCCCGGCCGUACAGUAAUACCAACGACCUUGCCAUUUCCUCUGAAUGCUAUGGAGGGAUGUUCCGUGUCUAUUCGACGAAAGAAUUUCCGGGACUAUCAGCGUCCACAGAAUUAACCAAGCGUUUGUCGCUUUGGGGUGUCCGACUUAACAUUCGUGUAUCUGAGAGGAGGAGGCGAAAAAGGCCAGCUUCUGACGGUAGAAGGAGUCCGACGCCAGAGCCUCGCGCUCUUCGAAGUGGCGACGAUGAUUAG